Messenger RNA from Cavenderia fasciculata, 1935 nucleotides. RefSeq lists its product as uncharacterized. The transcript has 6 exons. The record is from RefSeq and is a predicted model, not a curated record. Lineage: Eukaryota; Evosea; Eumycetozoa; Acytosteliales; Cavenderiaceae. Bases 1 to 1935 code for a protein of 644 amino acids.
AUGAGAUGUAAUGAAAUAUGGAAAAGAGAUUUAAUACAACUACGCAUACAAAAGAAUGAAUAUGGAAUGUUGUUUAAAAAGCAAGAGACAUGUGACGAUGUCUUUAUCGACAAGAACAACAAUUGUCUAGUCAUGCCCAUACAUUUGAGUGACCAAGGACCAAAGUGGAUCAACAUCUGCUACCUCAACCACAAAACAUUCCAAGAGGCCGAUGUCAACGAGGAAUAUGAAGAGGUUGAAGUCAUUAAACCAGAGUUUGAAGUAAUGUACUUUAGUCAAGAUCCUAUCAUCGCCGAUUGGCAAGAACACAAAGGUCAUACUUGGAGAUCUAGCAACACCCACUCCAACUACCACGAACUCUAUCUACCCGAUUUCUUUAAUGUAAUCUACAAGAAUUCAAACAUUCAAGCUCAACAAUACUUUAAUCAAAACUUUUCUAUUCAAGAUUUAGCAGCACAACAACAUCUGUUGGAAUCACAACAACAACUAUCGGUGUGGAUGAUAGUUGUAGUGUUGAUACCUUGUUGUAUAGUAUCUUCAUUUGCAGUAUACCCUAUUGAAUUGUGGAGGGUUAGAAGACAGGUAUUCUCAAUCAUCAAGAGAUUCAAUAGUUUCUUUUAUUCAUUACAACAACAGAGAACCUCCUCAAGUGGUGGAGGUAGUGGUGGUAGUCAAGGUGCCAAACUUGCAAAGAAACAUCAUGCUGAAGAAUGUUUUAUAGAUGAGUUUGGAUGGUCUGUCUUUAUUCGUGGUGUAGCUGUAGAGAUUAUAUCUACUCUAUUAUACACACUAGUAGUUAUCUUGGUGACAUGUGGAUCGUAUCAAGAACUCAUCAGUGCAAGAUCCAUUAGACAAUUGUCAUCGUCAUCUACACCUGCCAAUAACAGUCCAUUCUCUAUCAAAACGAUUAUAGUAUCAUUGAUAAUUGGUAUAUUGAAUUACUUUAUAACUUAUCAAACUCAAGAGAUAAAGAUUAAAUUACAAUUUCAAGAUGAUCAAUCAAGACGUAAACAACAACCAUCAUCAUCAUCAAAAAACAAGAAAAAGGAAAAGGAUGAAGAUGAUCAAGAUAAUAAUAGUAUUUAUAAAACACCAGUAUUAAAAGAUGGAUUAGAUCAAGUGUAUGGAUGGAUGUUACCUAAACGAUUCGUAGAGAUGAUAGGAUCACAAAGAGUGAUGGCAUUGAUUGAAAGUAUCAUCUUUCAUCUACUAUUUAUUCCAUUGUUUUUGGUAGUGUGUAAUGUACAACAAUCACAAUACCGAAUACUAUUCAAACGAUCAAGUAUGCCAUCAAGCAUAACUAGCAAUCAAGCAUUGGCAGGAUACAUUUUUGAAUAUAUAUUUGAAUAUGUAAUUUAUAGAUCACCUAUUUUACCUUUAUUAUUUUCAAGUAUAAUAGCAGUAACAAUGACACAAUAUAUAAAUAUAUUUCAAACACAAUUUAUUUGUUAUCAAUAUGCAUUUAAACAUUUACAAGAGAAAUUGGUUGAUAGAGUAUCGUAUAUCGAUGAAGAACAACUCAUGACAUUUCCAAAGAAAUUUGUACACCAAUUUAAAAAGAAUAGAUGGAAUGGAUUCCUAGCAAGAUUACUUUACUUUCCAUUAAGAUUGUUAAUCAUAUCAUUAUGUUAUUUAUUAAUUGCUAUAGAGAUAUCUAGAAUGAUGAUGAUGAAUAAAUUAAUUUCCAUUCUAUUGGUAUUAGCCAUUUCCAUUUCAAUGGUUCAUUGUAGUAAUAACAAUAGAUAUAACAAUAGAUACAGUAGAUAUAGUAGAGCCGAUCCAUUAACUGAAUGUGUCAGCACUUGUGAAGCUCACAUUAACCUACUUUAUCCUUGCACCAACAUAUUUACAUUGAUUCAAUGCAACAUUGAGAAAUACACUCAGUAUUUUAAAUGUUCUGUCGAUUGUAAAUCUGCAUUUGAACAUCACAAUUAA